AGUGCAACACUUGUAAUAUUUUUUGGAACCAUGAUGUUAUGGCAGCCAAGAACAUGUUGACUAUUUCACAUUGUAUUUGAAAUGGUCAAGGUCGACGUAAUGUCUUCAAAAGACAACUCGCCACCUCCAAUGUGGUUGCCUCGUCCCACUCCGGUGGAGCGCUAGCUUAAAGAUUUUACAGGUAAAAAGUGCCUGUAGAGGUUCCGGUAAUAAUUUAGGCUCCGAAAUGCGACGAAUCCCAGUGAGGGCAGAGUUAAUUGUAAAACUGUCAGUAGACCAGUAUUGAGUUCCUUCUCUACAAUACAAUAUGGGUAUCAGCCGUGAUUCUCGCCACAAGCGUAGCGCCACUGGUGCUAGACGUGCUCAAUACAGAAAGAAGAGAAAGUUCGAAUUGGGUCGUCAAUCUGCCAACACCAAAUUAGGCAGCAAGCGUAUCCACUUGGUUCGUGUUCGCGGUGGUAACUACAAGCGUCGUGCUCUUCGUUUGGACAGCGGUAACUUCUCUUGGGGUUCUGAAGGUAUCUCUCGCAAGACUCGUGUCUUGACUGUCGUUUACAACGCCUCCAACAACGAAUUGGUCCGUACCAACACUCUUGUCAAGGGUGCUGUCAUCCAAGUUGAUGCCACUCCUUUCCGUCAAUGGUAUGAAUCUCACUAUGCCAUUGGUCUCGGUAAGCAAAAGGCCACUGAAAAUGCUGAAGCUGAAAAGAAGUCCAAGGCCGUUCAAAAGAAGAUUGAUGCUCGUGCUGCCACUGCUGCUAUUGAUCCCCUCUUGAAUGAUCAAUUCAAUGCUGGCCGUCUCUAUGCAGUCAUUGCUUCUCGUCCCGGUCAAUCUGGUCGUUGUGAUGGUUACAUCCUUGAAGGCAAGGAACUCGAAUUCUAUAUUCGUAAGAUUAAGUCCAAGAAGCAACACUAAAUUGCUAUUUCUGUCCCAUAUUUUUGUUUACAACGAAGAUAAGCUUAUUAGCAGUAAUAAAAAGAUAUCUUU
Messenger RNA from Rhizopus microsporus ATCC 52813, 988 nucleotides. RefSeq names its product ribosomal protein S8e. The record is from RefSeq and is a predicted model, not a curated record. NCBI's taxonomy places the organism in Eukaryota, Fungi, Mucoromycota, Mucoromycetes, Mucorales, Rhizopodaceae. Gene Ontology annotation, molecular function: structural constituent of ribosome. Bases 308 to 916 code for a protein of 202 amino acids. The transcript has 5 exons. Gene Ontology annotation, cellular component: ribosome; cytosolic small ribosomal subunit. Gene Ontology annotation, biological process: maturation of SSU-rRNA from tricistronic rRNA transcript (SSU-rRNA, 5.8S rRNA, LSU-rRNA); translation.